Molecule: messenger RNA, 1494 nt
Organism: Tupaia belangeri chinensis (Chinese tree shrew)
Lineage: Eukaryota; Metazoa; Chordata; Mammalia; Scandentia; Tupaiidae
Gene: KCNA6
Product: potassium voltage-gated channel subfamily A member 6
Biological process (GO): protein homooligomerization; action potential; potassium ion transmembrane transport
Cellular component (GO): voltage-gated potassium channel complex; membrane
Molecular function (GO): protein binding; delayed rectifier potassium channel activity
Source: RefSeq, a predicted model, not a curated record
GCCAGACAUAGCCCAGCGGUGGACAUAGGGCGGAGGCCGAGCCCCGCCAGGAGUCUUGCCGAGCCGGAGGGAGGCGCAUCUGGCGCUUUGGUGCCAGCUGCAAGCCGAGGGUCUUGAGCUGCUGGAGAAGCGCAGAGGGGACUGGGAGGAGCCAGCCCAUCUGGAGACUGGACCUCUGCGUCCUGGCGCUCAGGCUCAGGCUCCGCGGGGGGCGAAGCCACGCGUGUCACCCGGCAGCCAGUUUCACGCGCGCCAGUUUGCGGUUCCAGGCAUCCCAGUAAGCUGUGGCACCGCGGCGCGGUAACUGGAAGAGAAGAGUCAAAUCCUCUGCGCCCAGGUCACCUCCCCAGACCUAGCCUUGCAGGGACCGGGGCUCCAGAGCUCACCAGCGGAACCGCCAGGUCAGACGCGGAGCCAGAGGAGCGCGAGCCCCACCCUAAAGACAGGGCGCCGCUGGGAGCUGGGUGCCGCGCUCCAGAGGUGGUGUCGGGGGCGCAGUCCCAGUGGCGGGGAGCGCACCGCGGCGGGGACAUGCGAUCGGAGAAAUCCCUGACGCUGGCGGCGCCGGGGGAGGUCCGUGGGCCAGAGGGGGAGCAACAGGAUGCGGGUGGCUUGGCGGAGGCGGGGGGCGGGGGCAGCGAGAGGGUGGUGAUCAACAUCUCCGGGCUGCGCUUUGAGACACAGCUGCGCACCCUGUCGCUGUUCCCGGACACGCUGCUUGGAGACCCCGGCCGCCGCGCCCGCUUCUUCGACCCCCUGCGGAACGAGUACUUCUUCGACCGCAACCGGCCCAGCUUCGACGCCAUCCUCUACUACUACCAGUCGGGGGGCCGCCUGCGGAGGCCGGUCAACGUGCCCCUGGACAUCUUCCUGGAGGAGAUCCGCUUCUACCAGUUGGGGGACGAGGCCCUCGCGGCCUUCCGGGAGGACGAAGGCUGCCUGCCCGAAGGCGGCGAGGACGAAAAGCCGCUGCCUUCCCAGCCCUUCCAGCGCCAGGUGUGGCUACUCUUCGAGUACCCCGAGAGUUCGGGGCCCGCCAGGGCCAUCGCCAUCGUCUCGGUCUUGGUCAUCCUCAUCUCCAUCGUCAUCUUCUGCCUGGAGACCUUGCCCCAGUUCCGUGCAGAUGGUCGAGGUGGGAGCAAUGGGGGUGGUGUGAGCCGAGUCUCGCCCGUUUCCAGGGGGAGUCAGGAGGAAGAGGAGGAUGAAGACGACUCCUAUACGUUUCAUCCUGGCCUCACCCCUGGGGGCCUGGGGACCGGGGGCUCCUCCUCGCUCAGUGCGCUCGGGGGCUCCUUCUUCACAGACCCCUUCUUUCUGGUGGAGACGCUGUGCAUCGUGUGGUUCACCUUCGAGCUGCUCGUGCGCUUCUCCGCCUGCCCCAGCAAGCCCGCCUUCUUCCGCAACAUCAUGAACAUCAUCGACAUCGUGGCCAUCUUCCCCUACUUCAUCACCCUGGGCACCGAGCUGGUGCAGCAGCAGGCGCAGCACCCCGCC